GUGUCUCCCCGAAACCGGCUGUCGUGAUCUGCGCCCAGGGAGCCUACAAGGGCACUUCUGUGGUGCGCCAUGCCUUUCUUUGAUGUGCAGAAAAAGCUGGGCAUUAGCCUUGAUCGCCACUUCGUAUUCCAAAGUGUUGAGCAGCCCUUCAAGAUUCCCUCCCGAUGCUAUGCUUUCGAAAAAGAGUGGAUAGAGUGUGCACAUGGCAUCGGUGCUACCCGUGCUAAAAAAGAGGGCAAGAUAGAAUUUGAAGAUUUCGAGGAAUGUUAUCUUCGGUAUAAAACAAUAAAGCGCCUGGGUGAAAUCAAACGACAGCGGGAUAAGCUAGUUAAAGAGGGGAAAUACACCCCUCCCCCUCACCACAUGGGCCAGGAGGAACCCAGGCCCUGA
Messenger RNA from Chionomys nivalis (European snow vole), 390 nucleotides. Its product is annotated as NADH dehydrogenase [ubiquinone] iron-sulfur protein 5-like. The record is from RefSeq and is a predicted model, not a curated record. Gene Ontology annotation, biological process: mitochondrial respiratory chain complex I assembly. The transcript has a single exon. Lineage: Eukaryota; Metazoa; Chordata; Mammalia; Rodentia; Cricetidae. The coding region runs from base 70 to 390 and encodes 106 amino acids.